AUGACAAGAAUCUUGAUUAAUUUAGAUAUCAUACCACUGCUGCUGGCAGGUAUAAUUAGCAUCUUGUACCGGAGGUUUUUUGAUGACCUCCGACCUUAUGGCAUUGUCCAGUUUGUUCCUUGCAUUGCCAUCCCCCUCAUGGCUAUCUUGUUGCUGCCAAUGUACACACAUUCUGCAUAUUGGCUUUGGAAGCAGCAUAAAUCUACAAUCGCAGGAUUCUAUCUUUUAGCUAAGAUAGAAGAAGCAAUGGAUAAAGUAAUAAACAAAUGGACCCAUCAUGUUGUAAGUGGGCACAUCCGUAAGCACUUGUGCGCUGCCAUGGUUCCUGUGUUUUUGACACUUAUGCUGGCGAAGAGGACGAUUGAAACAAACAGGAUAAGCCUAGUGAGGACAUGGAAGGUUUCAUGGACAGAGGUGAAUGAGAAUGGUUGCAAUAUGGAAAGUAGGGAGUAUGCCUACACCAGUGUUCAGUCUGAGGAUUCACAUUCACGUUGA
Messenger RNA from Hibiscus syriacus, 495 nucleotides. RefSeq lists its product as uncharacterized. Bases 1 to 495 code for a protein of 164 amino acids. The record is from RefSeq and is a predicted model, not a curated record. The transcript is spliced from 5 exons. NCBI's taxonomy places the organism in Eukaryota, Viridiplantae, Streptophyta, Magnoliopsida, Malvales, Malvaceae.